ACCUGCGACUGUAGAAAGAGAAUACGCAACGGCAUCACAUCGACCAAUCUAGUCGCUGCAGCUAUCGCCACGUACGCACGUCCACAUAUGGCAAAUAUGGCUGCCGCAGACAACAUCUUUAAGAUUUUGUUCUUCAUGCAGUCGCUUGCUUUCAUCACUUUCCUCAUUAAUUCGUACCAGAAUCCCAGUGUUCCUCCUAAACGUCAGCGAAUUUCUGAUACUUGCGAGUGCCAAGGAAGCGGUGCCGGUGAAGUAGCGUCAAACACCAUUGGCAGAAGCGUGAACCAAACGCACGGUUCCCUGUCCAACUGCAGUCUAGCGGACGUCAAGAUGAGGCCUGGUGUCGUCAUGUUGACCACGACAAACCUUGGCUUCAUGGACAUGACUCUCAACAUGCUGGAGAGCAUCAAAAGAACAGGAGUUUGCGUGAACACCACUAUCGUAGCCGAGGACAAGAAAUGUUACCAGUAUCUUAGCAAGAGAGCUGAGGGUGACCCAGCAGUGCGCGUGGUGUUAACAAACUUGGGAGAAACCACUAGCAAGGAAAUACUUCGAACUCAACGUCGCCAGUACUACGCGCUCUUCAACAAACGCCAAGAAUACUUUCUAGGCUUACUGGAGCGAGGCUACGAGGUUUUAUUCACUGAUGCCGACACAUUUUGGUUCCGGGAUCCAUUUCCGUACUUCAAAGGAGACUUCGACAUGUCUAUGAUUGACCCAAGAUCGCCUUAUCCAACUCGAUCCGAAAGAGCACAUUAUUGUGCUGGUUUUGCGUAUUUCAAACCGACCAAAGUGACGAUCCAGUUCGUCAAGGCUUGGAUUCAAGAAAUGCGAAAUAAUGACAAAGCCAAAAAGCUUGUGGCAGAUCAGAGUGUGAUGAACUACCUUCUUCAUGAGGACAAGCCCGUGCACGUCAACGUCCAGCCACUGGACACCAACAUUUUCCCGUGGGGACCCAAGUUCUACGAGCUCUUGGCGAAGAAGGCUAACUACCCCACUGUUGUGAUGCACGCUGCCAGUAUCCGGGGAAGAGCCGCAAAGGUGGCGAAGUUUAAAAGCUCAAAUAUGUGGCUGGUGAAUAUCACGAUAAGCGAUAUCAAAUGAUACAAGGUCUACAGUGACUAUCUGUAUUUGUAGUGUCGAUAGAGAGUUUCGCCAGAAGUCGCGUGUGCGCCCGUCCUCGUAAAGUGACACAUACGUUCACGUACGAGGUCUAUGCUGAUACGAAAACACGUGAAGGUGCCGGGGGCUGGCGUCAAGCUUAGAUGCCGCAAAAUUAAAUGAAAUUUUACUAAACAUAUUUAAAUGGGUCAGCCGGAAAAGGCCAGUGUUGCUCAAGCUGAACGAGAAAUAAAGGACUUGAGAGCUGAAAACGUGAAACUUAAAAAGGAAUUGGAAGAAACAAGGAGUCUUUACAAGCAGCUUGUGGAUGAGGGACCAGUGGAGUGUUUUGAUGAGAGAAGAGUCCAUCUUUUGAAAUCGCAGGUCAUUCAGCUAGAACGUCAAGUUUUGCUAUAUUCCAACGCCCUGAGUUCUCGGACUGAAGUCUUACUCCAUGUCGAGAAUUGCCUGCAAACAAUUGCAGACCAGCUCAGGGAGUUGGUGGCAAGUGAGGUUAAAGGCCCCAGUGUACCCGUUCAAAGGUCCCAGCUGACUGGUCUGAUUGAGACAGCAGAGGGCGCCAGACUCAGACUCUUCAAAAAUGUUGAGGCAAAUAAUCCCGACCGACUGGCCCGUCCCAUCCUGUACAUGGGGUCCUUCCUCAAACCGGCAGCUGAAGAGGAUGGCGUGACGCUUCUCGACAUUUGCAGUGGCAAGCUGGAACACCUCAGUCUGAAGCAAAUUGCCAAGUUGGAAUCCAAGCUCUUCAGCCUACACAGGCAUUUACAGGCCCUCCACCAAUCACUGAAAGUCACGUGGUCACGUGACCAUCGGCUGGGGCUCAAAACCGCUAAUCACCACCUCUCGUUGGCCGUCAAUCAGAGGAUGUCCGGCCUCCUGGCCCAGUGCGAAAAGUCAGUUGCCGAGAGUUGCAGUGACCUGCUAUCGGUAUCCAUUCUUGUCCCAUCAGCUCCCUGGCCUCUCGUUAUCAAGCCAGUGAGCGCUGAGCUAAGCCUGGACUCAGUCAUGUCGGCGUUGCCGAGCUUCCCCAAGAGCAAACAGCAACAGGGCCGAGCGUGUGUGGACGCCUUACUGAAGGCCUGUAACUACUCACGAAAUGUAGCCAAACUUGAGGCCAAGGCAUGCGUAAGUGAGCUGCACUUUCAUCAGAAAGUUUACGAUGUGCAGAGCAAGUACAUGGAGUCCUUGUUCACAGCUGUCAGAGAGGCCUACACAGAGUUUGAGCAGAACACCCACACACUUCUGUGCCAACCUCUGAAAAGGAUUCUUGAGGCCUAUUCAACCCUGACAUCCACCACGUCGGAAGAGGCAUUAAAAGACUUCCUGACAACGUUCAAAGCUGAGGCUAGUGAGCUUGAAACAGUGGUGGAGAUGCUGACCGUCGACAGAGAGUCGCCUUCAUCCGGCCAGGAAGCACUUUCAACUUUUGGCAGGGACUUCUUCAAGUCAGUGGAUGCCCUGGUGCAGCAGUGUGCGGAUGAGCGAGACCGACUAGCUGAGGAAAUCGAAGCCGUGAAGCAAAUGAAGGAGGACCACCAGAAGCAGGGGCUAAAGGUGUUUGAGAGACCCAAGCCAGCGCCCAAAAGUGCCAAGGAUGAGUAUGAAGAUGUUAUCAAGGACACGUAUGAGACAGAGCCUCGGGCAGACAAGGGGACGGCACCUGACCCUGGCAGAACUGAAGCCAAUUCUACUUUGGAUAGUGGUGGAAAGUUGGCUACGAAGUCAAGUGCAAAAGUGUCGAAAUCAACACUGGAGAGCACCACGGGCAGUAAGAUUGGCAAGGAGCAAGUCGAUGGAAAAUCGAGGAAAGGGCCCCGCGUCCUCGGAAAAGUUGGAGGCACCAAGGAUCUGGACGGCAUCCUGAGAGAAGCUGGUCGCCCCAGGCCCCCAUCUGCACUCCGCGGUACUCUAUCGCCAGCCAGGAGAGGCACAGAGGGGGACAGUGCUCCACGUUCCUCUCAAGGUGCCUCGCGCAUUCCUCGUUCAGGUAGCACACCCCGCCUCAAACCCCCAUCCCCAAAGCAAAGUCCUCUGUCCAACAGGGCACAAGAAGGCAGCAAAGAAGUAGAUACUACACCAAAGAGUGGUUUACCACAUUCCCCAGCAGGGCUUGGAGGUGUCCGGAGAAGUGCCAGCGAAGGGAGUAGGUUGAGUUUCAAGGCAACUGGUGCUAAACCCGGGUCCCAGGGCAGUACUUGAAGUAUAAAAAUCAUUAUCUUGUGCAAUAUCUGCAGUGUUUCAUCAAGCAAAUGAUUAGUGUCAUAAAUUUUAAUGGAAAUCCAUAUCUCCUCCCUUCAAUUUAGGGUCCAUGAGAAGUGCACAGAGACUAAACGUUGAAGCUCAGUGGACCCUUUGCACAGUUGGACCAAGAAAGAGACCGCUUUUGCAUUUGAAUUGGCCCUUGCAAGUGUAGCCUCACUUUGGAUCCAAAGUGGUAGGUCCACAUACGGGAACUCAGUGUUGGGAAAUCCGAAACUGCAAGACUGUCAAGAUUUUAGCAUGAAUUGAGAGGCACUCAAAAGAUUUCUUUCUGCAAUUUGGUACACAUUGAACAAAAUAAAGCUCUCUUUUUCUGCCUAAACAUUACUUUGAGUUCACUCUCCAUAUACAUAUGCUGUGCAUGAAUUAUCUGUCAGUUGAAGCCGUUUUGUUGUACAUAAUGUAUCAAGUGAAAUCCUAAGUGAUGUCCUGUCUUAUCACAGCAGAUUUCAAACAAUUGGUUUUCCUCAGAGCAGUGCCUAACCGGAUUGAAUAUUUAAAGGAGUGUUCUUUAAACUUGUCAUCUUUCACCUUGUAUCUCCAGGCAUAUUUUGCUGGGACAUUAUUUGAAUCUGCCAAAAUAUCCAACAAAGUGUAGCACCCUCAAGGUGCCUUCUUCAAAUUGAAAACUUACAUCAUAAGUCCCACAAGCAUAAGAUACUGGAGUUUUAUCCUUAACUCAUCAAAGUCCAACAAAGAGGGCAUUGAAUUUUGGGAGACUUGAACAGUUUAGGGCAGU
This is a messenger RNA of Acanthaster planci (crown-of-thorns starfish), 4120 nucleotides long. RefSeq lists its product as uncharacterized. Lineage: Eukaryota; Metazoa; Echinodermata; Asteroidea; Valvatida; Acanthasteridae. The record is from RefSeq and is a predicted model, not a curated record.